AUGCUCCCGGACCCAUCACCAGCAAUAGUUCCACCGAGAGUGUCUGAAUUGCGAUUGGAAUCGUAUGCACCGCUUACUCCUGAAGCUCUUGCUCCACCAGCGAAGACAAUUCUUGAAGUACUGCAAACACCAAGAAGACCAAUCAAGCCAUUAAACGGAAAGCAAAUGAUCAAAAUGGACGAGGAACGAGAAAAUCGCGCUCCAUAUUCUGUGCCAAGCAAGAGAAAGGGGUGUAAUCCAAAACAAGCACUACUCGUUGGUAAACAUCUAUCACAUGUGAAGGGCAUCCACUUUUGUGCAAGAUGUAGAGAGAAUGUUUCGAUCGAUGUGAACCGGCUGAUGACUGUCCAACUCUGUAACAACUGCAAAGUUUGUAUCGCUAAGUGA
This is a messenger RNA of Caenorhabditis remanei, 387 nucleotides long. RefSeq lists its product as uncharacterized. NCBI's taxonomy places the organism in Eukaryota, Metazoa, Nematoda, Chromadorea, Rhabditida, Rhabditidae. Bases 1 to 387 code for a protein of 128 amino acids. The record is from RefSeq and is a predicted model, not a curated record. The transcript is spliced from 3 exons.